AUGGUUCAGUGUAAAAAGUGCAAGUUAUUUGUUUCUUUAACAAAAGAUGAUGUUAUUAAGUGUAAAGGUUCAUGUGACUCUGUGUAUCACAAAAAAUGCUUAUCGAACAUAAAGGAGUUCCAAAGAACUCAGCUGUGUGAAUCAUGUCACAAAAGUGAAAUCAGCCCUAAAACGCAAGUACCUAAAAUUAAUGUAGAUAUCGAGAAAGCUAGUGCCGAAACGCUUCUAGCAGAGGUCAAUAAAAAACUGGAAAUAAUUUAUCAAACACAAAAGAAAAUUGAUGACCUAACAGAGGCCGUGGAUUUCUACGCUGAACAGUACCAAAUGAUGCUUAACUUUAAGGAAGCCGCGGAGAAGAAAAUGACUGCUUUGGAAAAUAGAAAUAAGUAUUUACAAAAGUGCAAUGACUCCUUAGAAGAGAGGAUAAUGUUUUUAGAACAAAGAAAAUUGUUGAAAUUGUUGCACAAAAAUUAA
Messenger RNA from Parnassius mnemosyne (clouded apollo), 474 nucleotides. NCBI's taxonomy places the organism in Eukaryota, Metazoa, Arthropoda, Insecta, Lepidoptera, Papilionidae. The record is from the annotation of a GenBank genome assembly.